AUGGAGUUCGGUCGUAUCUUCAAUUAUUUUUUGCUUCUCUCUUUGCUGCUCCUGAACUAUCAGAUGUGUGUGUACGGUCAGCAGACAAAUUUCGAGUUGCCCGUGCAACUGGUCGGCUUCCCGGCUAUCGUAGGCACCGUUAGGUUUACGAACUUCCUGAAGAAACUCGCAUACUCCUUAAGCCCCGCGACGUACCGUUCAAGAAGCCGCCGUGAACUGGCGUACGCCAGCCAGCCGGUCGAUCCGUUUGACGCUCAAGAGGUGGAGAAAUACAUCGUGGCGGAAUUUGGGAGUAAGGCUUGCGUGUUCGAGAGAAUAUGCGCGCACUAUGCCACGCAAGCGCGCACUCAGCCGAGGCAACAGCUGGACUGGGCGGAUGUGUUUAGACAAUAUAAGCGUUCAGAAGACCAAGCCAAAGAGCUUUAUCUGCUAAGCGUGUUCCUGGGUGACAUCGUUGGCUCGCCUCACCUCUGUCACCAGCUGGGAAAGAGAAGACCGUGUGAUGAGAAACUAUUAGAGGGUAGUUUA
Molecule: messenger RNA, 528 nt
Organism: Iphiclides podalirius (scarce swallowtail)
Lineage: Eukaryota; Metazoa; Arthropoda; Insecta; Lepidoptera; Papilionidae
Source: the annotation of a GenBank genome assembly